This is a messenger RNA of Plasmodium fragile, 4233 nucleotides long. RefSeq lists its product as uncharacterized. Lineage: Eukaryota; Apicomplexa; Aconoidasida; Haemosporida; Plasmodiidae. Gene Ontology annotation, cellular component: RNA polymerase III complex. Gene Ontology annotation, biological process: DNA-templated transcription. The record is from RefSeq and is a predicted model, not a curated record. Gene Ontology annotation, molecular function: DNA-directed RNA polymerase activity; ribonucleoside binding; DNA binding. The transcript has a single exon. Bases 1 to 4233 code for a protein of 1410 amino acids.
AUGAAGGGAGUCAUACGAAUUAAGGCGAAAAAAAAAAAAGGGAAAGCGGAGGAGAAUAGUGAAGACAACGUUGAGGUGGACGACGUAAUGGAAGGGAACCCGGCAGAUGCAAAAGAGGAAGAUGAAUCUGCAUACAGGGUGAAAGAGAGCUGGGAUGGCAAGGAAGUCCACGAAGGUGUGGAAGCCAAGGGUACCAAACAAGACCCGCUUAGUUUUGGCCACAAGGACAAAAGGGGGAACGAGGAAAAGUUUAAAAUAAAGAUCGGCGAAUCGGACGAAGAAAUGAGCAGCGUCGUUUUCGCAGGAGACAUAAACGAGUAUAAAAAUGUGGGUGAAGGGAGUCUUAGAGGGAGCGCUUCUGUCGUGAAGAAUGUAAAAAAGCAGGAUAACAUCAGCGAGGGGUACGCCCUGGGGUUGUCACAACGCAGUGACAAGGGCGAAGCGGUUAAUCAGGUGUAUGGCCAAUUUAGGCAGAAUAAACCAAACGGUAGGGCACAUGUGGGGGUAAAAAGCGAAGCAGUGGAUUACGACCCCAUCUCUGUUGACGCCCCUAGGUCUGCCCCCAAUAAAAGGAAAAACACAGAAGAAGACAAUUUCUCUGAACUGGUUGUAAAAAGUAGGGCACAUAACAAAAAGAUAUAUGAAGAAUCAAAGGAUAUAAAAAAUUUAACCGAAAAAUGGAAGCUGCUGCCAGCAUACCUAAAGGUUAAGGGGUUGGUUAAGCAGCACAUCGAAUCAUACAACCAUUUCAUCAAGCAUGAAAUAAAAACAAUUAUGAAUGCAACGACAAAUAAAAUUUUAAAAUCUGAUAUAGACGAGCAUUUCUAUGUGGAGUUCUUAGACAUAUUUGUUGGGAGACCAUUGGUUGAAGAAAAUAUGAUUGAAACAAAUUUGACUCCACAAAUAUGUCGGCAAAGAGACCUAACCUAUUCGGCUCCCAUUUAUGUAGAUGUGGAAUAUGUAAAGGGUAGUAACAUAAUUAGAAAGAACAACGUCGAGAUUGGUCGGCUCCCUGUUAUGUUGAGAAGUGACAUUUGUAUUCUAAAUAACAAGAGUGAAGAGGAACUGAUGAAAUUGGGUGAAUGUCCCUAUGACCCUGGAGGAUAUUUCAUUGUUAAAGGAACCGAAAGGGUUCUUUUGAUGCAAGAGCAGCUGUCGAAAAAUAGAAUCAUUGUUGAGAUGGACAUAAAACAUAAUAUUUGUGCAACCAUCACAUCUACAACAGCUGAGUCGAAGAGUAGAUGUGCCAUCGUUUAUAAGAAUAACAAAUUGUACCUAAAGCACAAUUCCUUCAUUGAGGACAUUGGGGUGUGUAUUAUCCUGAGAGCCAUGGGGUACGAGAGCGACCAGGAAAUAUUUCAAAUGAUAGGAUCUCAUAGAAAUUACCUAAACGGUAUUUUGCUCUCAUUGUACGAGUUGUACAGCGAAAAUAUAAGGACUAAUUUAGAUGCACUUCUUUACAUAGGGAAAAAAAUUAGGCCCAGAUUACUAGCCAAGGGGUUCUUCAGUUCUAUGAAAGAAAAGCAAGUAAAAAGUGAAAAGGAUAUUAUUGAAGAAGGGUUGGAUUUUCUAAGUAGAGUUCUUCUAUCUCACAUUCAGCAGAAGAACAAAUAUGAUUUUAGAAACAAAGCUAGAUGCAUCUGUCUUAUGAUUAGACGGGUUCUAGAUAGCGCAAAUAAUAAAAACGAAUUAGAUGAUAAAGAUUAUUAUGGUAACAAGAGGUUGGAGUUAGCUGGGCAGCUAAUAUCUCUCCUGUUCGAAGAUUUAUACAAACGAUUUUAUUUCACUUUAAAGAAGCAGAUAGAUCAAACGCUCAGCAAAUAUAUGCAAAGUAAUUACACAUCUAAGUUGAAGUACAGUGGAAAUAUAAAUGAAACCUACCCUGAUGUGUUUCGGAGUUUACCAAAGGAUAUCAUUACAAGGGGGAUGCAGGCAGCCAUUUCGACCGGCAACUGGAACAUUAAAAGGUUUAAGAUGGAGAAAAGUGGAGUGUCACAGGUACUAUCCCGUUUAUCUUUCAUUGCCUGCAUCGGGAUGAUGACCAGACUGAAUUCGCAGUUCGAAAAGGGUAGAAAGGUUAGUGGGCCAAGAGCAUUACAACCAUCCCAGUGGGGAGUUCUAUGCCCCUGUGACACUCCAGAAGGGGAAUCCUGUGGACUCGUUAAAAAUUUGGCACUCAUGACACAUGUUACGAAUGAUAAUGAGAAUAAUGAACAUCUAAUCGAAAUAUUAUACACCCUGGGUGUAGAAGACAGUGACAGCUUAACAGGAGAGGAAAUGUACAAGGAGGGAAUUUUUUUUGUAAUUUUUAAUGGAAUACUUCUAGGUGUACACAGGAAGCCACGCAUAUUUAUGAGGAGAAUUAGGUGCUUAAGAAGGUAUGGUAAAAUUGGGCAGUUCGUUUCUAUAUAUGAUAAUUUUUUGCAUAACGCAAUUUACAUUUCGACCGAUGGUGGUAGAUUAUGCAGACCGUUGAUUAUUGUAGAAAAUGGAAAGUCCAAAUUAUCCCAGAAACAUAUUCUAUCGUUAGAAAAUGGAACCAUUAACUUUUUUGAUUUACUUCAAAGUUCCGUCAUCGAGUGGAUUGAUGUGAAUGAACAGAACAAUCUGCUUAUCGCGCUGAACGAGUCAGACAUUUCUGUGAAUACGACACAUUUAGAAAUAGACCCUCUGACAAUAUUAGGUGUGGUAGCUGGACUCAUCCCUUAUCCAAAUCAUAACCAAAGCCCAAGGAACACAUACCAAUGUGCAAUGGGGAAGCAAGCCAUUGGAGCCAUUGGGUAUAAUCAGUUUGUACGCUGUGACACUUUGCUUUAUCUGCUUGUGUACCCUCAGAAACCUUUAGUGAAAUCCAAGACCAUUGAAUUUAUUAACUUUGAAAAAUUACCCGCUGGACAGAAUGCCAUUGUGGCCGUUAUGAGUUUCUGUGGGUAUGACAUUGAAGAUGCGAUCGUCAUGAAUAAAUCCUCCAUCGAUAGGGGCUUUGGACGGUGCAUGUCUUUGAGGAAGCAUGCCGUGGAGUUGAAGAAGUACUUUAAUGGGUCCAAUGAUCUGGUUCUGCCUUCUCCCUUGGCCAUCAGCAAGAUGCAGCAGCGUCAGGAGAAACAACGCCAAGCGCAGCAGGGGAAAAUGCAACCAGAUCAGCUGACCGCACACGGACAACACAUAAAGGUAGAAAGAGAUCACGUUGAAAACGGUGCAGGUGCAAACGUGGAUGAGCCGAAAACUUUUCACAAUAAAGAAAUUAAAAAAUAUCACGCGCUGGAUGUGGACGGAGUAGUCUCCAUUGGGUAUUUGCUGAAAGAAGGACAAGUGUACAUAAAUAAGUACUCACCAAGGAACGUCAAGGAUCACGUAAAGGAUAUUAGUAAAAUCGAUUUAAAUGAUUUAAAGUCAAAUGAGGUUAAGUACAAAAGUGUGUACCCAUCUUAUAUUGACAAAAUUAUUUUUACAGAAAACGCCGAAGGGUUAAAAAUAUACAAAAUUAUUAUGCGCCAAACGAGACUACCCGAAUUGGGGGAUAAAUUUAGCUCAAGGCAUGGUCAGAAGGGAGUCGUGGGCUUGCUAGUGAAUCAGGAAGAUAUGCCAUUUACUGAAUCGGGUAUAUGCCCAGAUUUAAUUAUGAACCCGCAUGGAUUUCCCUCCCGUAUGACAGUGGGGAAGCUACUUGAACUUGUCGCCUCCAAGUCAGCAGUCCUAGAUGGAGAAUUAAAAUACGGGUCCAUUUUUAGUGGCACCCCCUUUGAAGAAAUGGCCUCCAUUUUGUUUAAAUAUGGUUUCAACUGUUCUAGUAAGGAAUUGAUGUACUCAGGAUUAACAGGGGAACCAUUAGAAACGUAUAUCUUCAUGGGACCCAUUUAUUAUCAAAAGCUAAAGCACAUGGUACAGGAUAAAAUCCAUGCUAGGGCUAGAGGACCAAGACAGUUGUUAACUAGGCAACCGACUGAAGGGAGAUCGAAAGAAGGAGGAUUACGCUUAGGUGAAAUGGAAAGAGAUUGCUUAAUAGCAUACGGUGUUAGUAAUUUGUUACUUGAGCGAUUAAUGUUAAGUAGUGAUGUGUGUGAUGUGUACAUUUGUGAAGAUUGUGGCAUGAUGGGUUACGAUACAUACUGCACCUUUUGUCAGAAAUGCGAUAAAAAUGCUCUUGUUAAAAUGCCCUAUGCAUGCAAAUUGCUCUUCCAGGAGCUUCAGACAAUGAAUGUCUUCCCAAAAAUUGUGGUGAAGGAGACGUAA